AUGCUGCUGUCGCCACUGGGUAAGCACAUUUUAUCGCGUGUCCAACUUUUUGACAUGUGUAUACCGGCUAUCAGAAACGGGUUUGUUUGUCAAAGGAGAAAAAAAAAUCUUGUUUUCCUGACACUCCUACAUGUGUAAGAGCCCUCGUGAAUAAGUGGUCUCCAUUGAUGGAUUAAUAGUAAUUUAAUAAGGCUUUAAUAGCAGCAAGAUCUAUUUACUAUAAUAAUAGCCCAGUGAUCAAACUCGUACAAAUGUCCAGUAUUUCCAAGUGUUUUAAUGGGGUCAUCGGGGAUUCAGGACAACAGAUGGACAUUUGCUCAAGCGAUGACAGUGUUUAUAUCUUUCCCAUCCAUUUGUCUCCGUGUGUUUAAGCUUACACUCUUUUAUUGUUCCACAACCAGAGCGUUUUUAUAAACGUGGCGACUGUCACUCUCUUUGGCCAUGAUUACCCCAUAGGUCUAUUAUGGCAAAAUGUAAGCUGCACUGCUCCUCGCUCGAGCCAUUACGCAGAAUUCUGUAUCUGGAAAGUCAGCUAAAAUGCGUUUAACGCGCCUCAUGCUUCAUAAAUCACGUUGUCCGUCUCCACUGUAGAGAGAACAGCUUCGGUUAACUGUUUCCUUCCUCUUUGAAACAGUGAUCAAAUAUAAACACCAUUAAGCCAUAGUGCAGGGGGUGAUUUGUAUAGAAUUGGUUUACUUGAACUUUAAAGCAUCGCUGAGUGCCCCAUUAAGAUACCGUGGAAAGUGCCAUAAUUGCUUUUGAAGAACUCCGUGCAAAUAGUCCAUUGAUGCACGCUAUCAAGGUAAAAGCCGCGUCGUCCUGUGCAGUUUAUACAUGAAGAAUAGGUAAAUCACUCCGAUCAUGUGGGCUCAAAAUGUUGCGUAAACGCUGCAGGUGAGCUCGCGGGGUUGUGGAGACACGCUCCACGCGCACGCCGAUUAAUUGAGUUCUGUUGCUCACUCCAACCUAAUUGAUUUACCGCGAGAGCUGUUGUUUAAUGGGGCGAACACACACCUGCUAAAGGCUAAUGGCCAGCAAACAUGGCGAGAGUGCAGCAGCGACCGCAGCAGCUCUGUGUUUGUUAUCGCCAAGGGCCCUUCGUGCGGGGACCACACGCGCUAAAUGGUGUUAAAUGAUGCAUUUACAGAAGUGUAAUGGGUAGGCUACAUUUUAAAAGUCAGAGAAGUGUAGACAAAUGAAAAAAAGAGGGUUGUGGAAAUAGACUAUGGUGUUUGAGCUUUUCACCCGAGUUUCCAAGACAACUGUCUCUCCUUCCAGGUCUCUUAUCUGGCAGGUCAACCAAUGUUUGCGCCCAUACAUAUCGAUUUAUCAGCCGCAGUGUGCAGACGAGAGAUAUAACCAUAUAAAUUGACGAUGUUUCAUUGUUUGAGGACAAUCCUACACGAGAAACAUGUUUCUUUCGUGCGCUCUAGACUUAUAAGGACCUCUUUAACCUUUUUCUGUGUGUGCAGGCAAGGUCUUGGGUCUCACAGAUUCACCUGUUCACUUGCCUGUUGCUGCGGUGGGGGGCAAACACAGGUGGAUGCCAGGUAAACGUUGCGGUAUUUACAGAGUGCCAUUGAUUUACGCGCUGACGGCCGUUCUGUUCAAUUUACUGAAAAAUCCCACAAGCUGCAGAAUAUCCUGGAAACUGAGGGCUACAAGUCUGCCGUUUUGAGCAAACAGUGAAACCAAUGGCUUUGGCGCUGCAGAGUCACAUGGUGGCAGAGUGACACACCUGUGUGGAGCAGUGAGGGCCUCGCAGUUGCGCCAGAGACUGGUAGAGCAGAACGUCCACGCCGAGGCAGGGCGCAGGUACGGUACAUGUGCGGGUCCACGGAAGCCAUGAAUCGGGAAGAUCAUUAUUAUCCUUCUCAGGUUUUUAAAGACUCCUGUGCUUACCAGAGAUCACAGGGGGAGGACUACAGCCACAGCCCGCCGCCCUGCCUCUACAUGAACAGGCAGGUCCACUCCGUCUACACACCGCCGGCCAUGGGAGCCUUGGAGCAGGCCAGCCUUCCUGACAUUGCCCCCUACAGCCUACCCAUGCGGGAGGAUCCAGGUGUUCCUCAGCUCCACCAUCCUCAGGGGCUCCAGCAGCAGCCUCUCCCUCCUGUUGCAGCCUAUGGAGACACGGGGGAACAGAGCAGAUAUCACCUCCCUUUCCCCUGGAUGAAAACCACAAAAUCUCACUCACACACUUGGAAGGGACAGUGGGCAGGACCAUACGUGAUGGCGGAGACUGAGGAAAACAAACGCACGAGGACGGCCUACACGCGCGCCCAGCUGCUGGAGCUCGAGAAGGAGUUCCUGUUCAACCGCUACAUCUCAAGGCCGCGCCGCGUGGAGCUGGCGCUGACCCUGAGCCUCACCGAGCGCCACAUCAAGAUCUGGUUCCAGAACCGGCGCAUGAAGUGGAAGAAGGAGGAGGACCGCAGGAGGGCGAGGGGGGCCGACCCGGACCAGGACUCCUCCAUCACCUCUGGAGACCAGGGGGAGGCCGCGGGAAGGGUCUCCUCUACGAACGGACCUCACACCACCUCACCCCCUGUUUCCCCGCUGCACGGUCACUCCCUCUCCGCUCCUGGGUCCAGAGAGCCAGCAUAGGCCCGCAGGAGGAUCUCAAGACUGGGACUUCAACUCAUAUUGCAGGGGUCUUUUUCAAAUCCACGUUUGAAGGCAGCCCCACCUGAGAGGAUGUAUAGGCUAUUUGUAGGAAUCCUUUAAAGAGUCAGAAUUAGGGCGAAAAUGGAGAGAGUGAAACCUAUAAGUCUCGCUUAGAGUUAAGGUGUGAGAUGGCAUUUAAAUCUGGCGCUAAUGUUCCAGGGACCCCCUUGAACUCUCUCUCAAGGACCACUUUAGCCCUCCUUAUUGGAUAUCAUCAGUCAUGUACUGGACUGAAGGGACAUUUUGUUUCAUUCCACUUCACCAUGCUUUGAGUUUU
This is a messenger RNA of Siniperca chuatsi (mandarin fish), 2944 nucleotides long. RefSeq names its product pancreatic and duodenal homeobox 1 (gene pdx1). Gene Ontology annotation, cellular component: nucleus. The transcript has 2 exons. Gene Ontology annotation, molecular function: RNA polymerase II cis-regulatory region sequence-specific DNA binding; DNA-binding transcription factor activity, RNA polymerase II-specific. NCBI's taxonomy places the organism in Eukaryota, Metazoa, Chordata, Actinopteri, Centrarchiformes, Sinipercidae. Gene Ontology annotation, biological process: regulation of transcription by RNA polymerase II; type B pancreatic cell differentiation. The coding region runs from base 1825 to 2607 and encodes 260 amino acids. The record is from RefSeq and is a predicted model, not a curated record.